Messenger RNA from Ruditapes philippinarum (Manila clam), 2850 nucleotides. RefSeq lists its product as uncharacterized. NCBI's taxonomy places the organism in Eukaryota, Metazoa, Mollusca, Bivalvia, Venerida, Veneridae. Bases 71 to 1963 code for a protein of 630 amino acids. The record is from RefSeq and is a predicted model, not a curated record. The transcript has 8 exons.
AAUAAUAUCUAUUCUUACAGGUUGUGGGACGGACUAUAGACUGCAUGGCGGCCGUGAGAAUUACGAAGGAAUGGUGGAAAUCAAAUAUAAUGACACCUUUAUAACCCUGUGUGAAAAUGACAAUCUAAAUGUUAAAGAAAUAUGCAAACAAAUUAAAGAAGCCUCAGUUUACAAAGCCUUCAUUGGCAACGUAUUCGACAUCAAUUUACAUGAAACAUCCGUUUCAUGUAAUGCAACAGCUGAACUAAAAACUGUUUGUAGAGAAAACAACACGGUUAACUGUUGCAGACCUGUAGCGGUAUGUUGUGUUGAUGGUACAUCGGGUGAAGUUUGCAGCGCAAAUUGGUCAGAAAUUCAUAAUAAAACAUGUCACCAUUCUACACGUGGUAAACACUUAGAUUACAUCAGAAGUAGAUUACUAGAUGUUAGCAAGAAUUUCUCAACUCAAAAGGCAUGGACUAAAUCAGCUCUUAGGAUCAAAAGAUAUAACUGUUCAAAGACAGACAUGCCUGAAACUGAUAUUUUAAAAGGGUGUGCCAACAAAUGUUUAAACAAGCGUAAUUGGACAAGAAUUACCAUCAGUUCUAACGGCAAUUGUAGCUGCUUAGGCACACAAGAAAUCGGCCCUCAAUGUACAACAGUAGAACUUACAGUUCUGAAUACCAUACCUGUUCAAACUUCUAAAUUAGAACUAUGUAUAGCUGGAACAGUAGAGAGUGGUACUUUGACUUUCACUGCCGAGGAUUGUUCCCUGUUUCUUCAACCACUGUGUCUCAUUAACGAAAAGUCACAAGACAAUAAUUGGCCAGAUCGGAAUGAACGUCAGGACGAUUAUCAAGCUCAGUCAUCAAUAUAUAUGCCGAUAAUAACAGCUUGUGUUGUUGUAUUUGCAAUAAUCAUCACAGUCGUACUUAUCUGUAAAUUCCGAAAGUGUGGUAGUAAUGGGGACUCAUUUCGAAGUAAUUCUAUAUAUAACAGGACUUACGGUCGACAACUUAACAGACAACAAUCCAUUAACGCGGAGGAAUACGCAAUUAUUUCAGAAAUAGAACUAGAUAGUGGUACUUCCUUUUAUAAACCUUCUCUGCCUGAACGCGGUAAUAACACGAUAACUGAUAACAAAAUCGAUGCUAAAGAUAUAUCUCGCACUACCAUUAUAGCAUUAGAUGAGUACAGUACUCCGUCAGAUAUGAUUAAAAAUAAACUUGACACGUUUGAUCCCGAAUCAGAAUACACAACUACAUAUGAUGACCCUAUCAGACAUAACUUACAGAAUGCUGCUGAGUGUAAACGCAAGAGUGAAAUGAAUGACAAGAUUGGUAAUCAGGCAUUGGAAACAAAUGAGAAUGUCAAUACAGACUCUAUACAGUCGCACAGCGAUGACAAGAAUGAAUUGUCUGAUUCUUAUGAGAGUAUUGCAGGUACAUAUAAAGAUACUGAUAAAGAUGGGAAAAUUAUGGUUGACUUAAAUGAAACGGUAAAGAAAAGUGAGGAAAGUUUAAUUGAAUUAAAAGAGGAAGAAUUAUUGGAAGGUGGAUGUAACUCUUUACCAAUUAAAAACAUUGUCAAAGAGGAACACACUUUGGGAGGCACAGGAAAUUACGAGGAUACAAACAUAAUUGAUGGACAUUUUCCAGACAAACCCAAAGACAUAUUUGAUGAGCAUGUGUGUUUAAAUUGUUUAAAACCAGAACAUUUGGAAAGAUUAGGGAUAAAAAUUAUAACUGAUGAUAAUGCUUUAGGGGCGAUUGAAAAUGAUAAUGUACUCGACGAACCAGAGGAUGACAGAACACAAAAUCGCACUAAAGUGUCUGACAGUGAUGUCAGUGGUGAGACUGGAAGAGAAUGUGUUGUAUGUAAAAAUGUAUAUGAUUGUCUAGGGAAUAUAAAGAAAAAAGUUGUGACUAAAUCUGAAGGCAAUGUAUACGACCAUUUACGUAAUAUCAAGGAAAGUGCUUUAUAGAGUGAAAUAUAUUUUUCUUUUUCGAAUGAUAGAUGGACAAAUGAUUAUUUAUUGAUAAAAUGUGGCAAGACUUGUUUUUAAUGUGUAUAUGACAGAAUUGUUAUGCAAAAUUCAUAUUGAAUUCAUAUUGAAUGUUGGAUUUCUUCAUUUCAACAUUAGCUAAUUAUGUUACAAAAAUGUAUUCUCUUUGACAAUUGGGAUUCAACUGUUUUAACAUAAUGAAGAUAUGAAAGAAUAAAAAAUACACAGAAAUCCAAAAACAUUAUGUUGUGUACAAAGUUAAAUCGUAUCCUGACUGAAUGUUUUCUUUCUGUACAUCAAUAGUGAAUCGAAUUAAACUAGUACAAUAUUAAAAUAUAAAUGCAAUUUUCCUCCAUUUAACGUCACUUCAGACAGUAUUUCAUUUUUUUUGGCUAUUAUAUUUUCUUAUAAUCUGUUUUAUACAUUUUUUUGUUAUUGUAUAAAACAAAUAUAAAUAAAAUAGAAUGAUAACAAACCAUGGUACUAAGAUAGAGAAGCAUUGUUUUACAGUACAUCUCCUGCAUUGUAACACCAUUAAGGAGACAAUUUUAUUGGUUGUUGCUGACAGCUGUUGCUCUAGUCAGGUUUAAUUUAUUGUGAAGUCUUACUUUGGGGACUUCAACUUUUCUUGUAAAAAGGUAGUUGCUGUAUAGACGGCUGUUCUGCAGUGAUUACACACUGUAUUUCCUUUCAAAUUUCCUUUAUUAUUCCAUCUCGGUCAAUGUCCAUGAUUUUAAAUAACUUCCGUAUGUAAAUAGGAUACUCAUAUAAUUGAAUACAAAUAUAUUUUGUAUUUCGUAUGUAAAAAAUAAAGGCAUUGCCUUAACUCACAUUAUCAAUUAAAUGAUAAUGAUGACGAUGAUGAU